Monoraphidium neglectum is the source of this 1536-nucleotide messenger RNA. RefSeq lists its product as hypothetical. The record is from RefSeq and is a predicted model, not a curated record. Lineage: Eukaryota; Viridiplantae; Chlorophyta; Chlorophyceae; Sphaeropleales; Selenastraceae. Bases 1 to 1536 code for a protein of 511 amino acids. The transcript is spliced from 10 exons.
AUGUUGCUGGGCCUCGUCGCCCUGAGGCUUGCCUCUUGUCGCUCGCGUGCGGUUCUUGUGCACGAGGGGAUCCUAGCACAGUUACUAAGCGGCUGCAACGUCGAUGCAGCGCCGGCCUCGCGCCGCGCACUGACAAGCAGCAACGCUGGCAGCGAUGCGGCGGUGACAACCGCUGGCACGGUGAGCGGCGGCGGCAUGAUCGAAAGGCAGCGGCGCUUGGUGGCAGAGAUCAUAACAGCUGCACAAUGGCAGAAGGAGGACAAACAGAGGCGUGCGAACGCCUUUUUGGAAGCUGCCUCGCCGCCGACAGCGCGGCGAUGGGCCGAUAACGCCGGCCAAGGCAUCCACACGCGCGGCAGCGGCGCGCCCAGGGGCCACGCCUCCCCGACGCGCGCCGCUGCGCCCUCGCAGCAGCAGCAGCAGUGGCACGCCGCCGCGGCGCCAGACCCAUGGCAAGACGACUGCGGCGGCGGCGACGUUGAGGGGGUAGAGCAUGCACCCGACCGGGCCGGCCGCCGGGGCGGCGAGGGCGGCGGCGGGGGCAGCGGCAGCAGCGGUGGGGCCGGCGGUGGCUUCUCAGGCGGCACGCGGGGCGCGGUGGUCAGAUUGCGGCAGCCAAGGGUCGAACCGCAGGCUGAUGGCAUUAAGCUCCCCGUCAAGGCAUAUCACAUAGGCGGCGGCGUCGACUUUCAGCGUUUUGCGGCCGACCACUCCCAGCUGAUCAGCAAGCACCAGCUGCAGCGGGACCACGUGGUUAUGGAGCUGGCAGACAUGACGGGCGGCACGGUCCUGCUGGGGGCGCGCACGCGGCAGCAGGCGGGCGCGUCCAGCGCGGUGCGGGUGCUUGCCGUGUACAGCUACGGCUCUGCGGUCUUCUUCAACUCUGACCCAGAGGCGGAUGCGUACUGGCUGGAGAAGCUGAAGGGGUAUGCCAAGGACCCCCACAGGGAGCCGCUCACAGACGAGACGACGGUGGUCGUGCGGCCCGCGCUGGAUGACUGGUUCGCGCUGGAGCCCGAUCACAUUGUGCUGCAGAUGCUGGACCUGUCCAACGUGCGCGUCAUCAGCAGCAUCAUGGGGCAGAGCGUGGCCCUGGAGCACUUUGACAGGCGCGUCAUCGCGGCCAUCGAGAGGUUCACCCCCGUGCUGUCGGAGAUUGCCAGCAAGGGCGUCAGCAAGCUCGUCCUCCCGAGCCUCUUCUCAGGCAUGACGGGCCACCACGAGGACGAGCUCCUCAAGCUGAUCGGCGAGAGCAGCCUGCUGCACACAGACGUAGUCUACAAACUCGGCCUGCUGCACCCGACGGACGUCGCGUGGCGCACCGACAAGUAUUACGACGUGUGGAAGGCGCUCCACGCGGACUACGAUAUUGAGAAGCGCUUUGAGGCCCUCAAAGCCAAGCUUGGUCCCAUGCUGGCCAACGCCAAGUUUGUGCUGGAGGUAAGGGAGGACAAGAAGAGUGAGAGGUCGGAGCUCAUCAUCAUAUUACUCAUCGGGGUCGAGAUCGUGCUGCACGUCGCCGGCUGGUACAUGUGA